Molecule: messenger RNA, 420 nt
Organism: Microsporum canis CBS 113480
Lineage: Eukaryota; Fungi; Ascomycota; Eurotiomycetes; Onygenales; Arthrodermataceae
Product: glutathione-dependent formaldehyde-activating
Exons: 1
Coding region: 1-420 (139 amino acids)
Molecular function (GO): carbon-sulfur lyase activity
Source: RefSeq, a predicted model, not a curated record
AUGGAGGGACGUUGCCAGUGCUCGCAAAUCCGCUUUACGACUCCUCUUCCCGAGCCUCUGAAGCUGUACAUCUGCCACUGCACCGAAUGUCGACACCAGUCCUCAUCUACGUAUGGAAUGACAGCCAUCUUCCCUACGUUCGACAUCCCCGCCUCCUCGCCCGGUCAGAUCGGCGUAUACACUCGUCCAACGAACUCAGGACGCCAGCUUGACUGUCUGUUCUGUACAAACUGCGGGAGUCGUCUGUUACAUCGGCCGCGCGGAGGAGAGACGCUCAGCGUCAAGGCUGGCUGUCUAGUCGCACUCAACAAGGAGAUGAUGAAAGACGCAGUGCAUAUCUGGUGCAAGGAGGCUGUCGUGGAGAUCCCAGAGGGUGUCGAGCGCUGGGAAGGAGAACCUGGAGGCGGCUCGUUUUCUUGA